Messenger RNA from Suillus clintonianus, 651 nucleotides. RefSeq lists its product as uncharacterized. The coding region runs from base 1 to 651 and encodes 216 amino acids. The record is from RefSeq and is a predicted model, not a curated record. Lineage: Eukaryota; Fungi; Basidiomycota; Agaricomycetes; Boletales; Suillaceae. The transcript is spliced from 2 exons.
AUGAAACCACCGCCCUCUCCACCACCCUUCAUUCUGGCGUCUUCCACCAACUUGAAGAAGCCAUCUUCAAGUUCAGGUGCCAAAACAGUGGGAUACCACCGCUUCACUAUGUCAGGUCUUGCGGCUUUGUAUACUUCUACUUUCGCACCAGGUUUCAGCAAUAAUGAGCGGCAAGCUGCUGCACGAGCUCUGCUUAGGCACGAUGCUCAUAUUGACGGUACCCACUACCAGACGAGGAGAGCGGGGGGUCUUCACCCAUCCUACCUCGGCUUCAAUCAGCCAACUGACGUGAACGAGGCAGAGCGGACCCUGACUCACAGCGAGCUGGGCGAGGCAGCCCUCCAGGAUGUCUUUGAUGCGAUCACUAUGCAAGACCGUCUUGAUGGUGGAAUAUCAAUUCUGAUUCGAUGCACUGGCAGUGAAGCGACUCCGAAUAUCUCGCCCGAACAAUUUCCCAUCGAUGUCUAUAUCACGCCCCGCGAGCUGCAAGAAUCACAGCAGAGAAUUGGCGGAGAUUUUGCUGUCUUGGUGCAAGCAUUUGCGCAGGAAUUCGUGGUACCUCAUCUCCAGCGCUUUACGGCUCGUUGUGCUGUUGAAAACGUGAAACCCCCAAGGCACUGUAAGUACUUCACUAUUUAUUUCAUUAUUUAA